AAGAUGUCAUCAUUGUCACAAUACUAGUUGACACAAAUUGAUCAAAACAAAUUCACACAAUCCAUGACUUCCUUCCAUAUAUACUUCAUUCACAUUGCCCUGCUUUGCUGAAAAAUCCAGAGAGAGGCACGUGAGUCCAGGGAAGGUCACGUGCUCUUUUCUUUUCUUUUCUUCUAGUAUUGAUCAUACCCAAAUCCCUAAAAUACCUCUAAACCCUAAACCUCAACUUUCUCCCACAAAUAAAGCAGCAAAAUUUAAUGCUUUCAAAGCUACCCACGAAUGUCCCAUCUCACCUGAGCCUGAGGUUCUUGAAGAUUCACUGCAACUCCGGCGAUUUACAACGCGCCCGCCACGUGUUCGAUCAAAUUCCUGAACCAGACCUGCGUGCAUGGACCCUGCUAAUAUCAGCCUACACUCGACGUGGGCUUCUCAGCGAAGCUAUAAACCUCUACACUUCACUCAGAGCUCGGAACAUUGCUCCGGACAAUCUUCUGCUUCUCUCUGUUUCCAAGGCCUGUGCGGUUUUGGGUGAUCCCAGAAAAGCUACAGAGCUUCACGACGAGGCAAUUCGGUUCGGGUUUCAUUUGGAUGUUGCUUUGGGCAAUGCCAUGGUUGAUAUGUUUGGGAAGUGUAAGAAUGUUGAUGGGGCGAGGCGGGUUUUCGAUGAAAUGCCGAGGAAGGAUGUGAUUACUUGGACAUGUUUGUGUUCUUGUUAUGUUCACUGUGGGCUGCCCAGGCAGGGUUUGGUGGCUUUCAGAGAGAUGGGUUUGAGUGGAGUGAGACCCAAUGCGGUGACGGUGUCGACGAUCCUACCUGCUUGCUCUGAGUUGAGGGAUUUGAAUUCGGGGAGGGAGAUUCAUGGGUUUGUGGUGAAGCAUGGAAUGGGAGGGAACGUGUUUGUAAGUAGUGCACUCGUGAAAGUGUAUGCUAGUUGUGUGAGUGUUAAGCACGCGCAGAAGGUGUUUGAUAAAAUGUCUGAACGAGAUGUUGUGUCUUGGAAUGUGCUUUUGACUGCGUAUUUCUCCAAUGGGGAAUGGGAGAAGGGUAUGGCUCUGUUUUGUAGGAUGAGAAAUGAAGGUGUGAGAUUGGAUGGCGCUUCGUGGAAUGCUGUGAUCGGUGGGUGUUUGAAUAAUGGGGAAACUGAACAGGCGCUGAAAAUGCUUGGGAAGAUGCAAGAGUCGGGGUUUAAGCCGAAUCAGAUAACAGUCACCAGUUUGUUGCCGGCGUGCAAAGAUUUGGAGAGCUUGAGGGCAGGCAAAGAGGUUCAUAGCUACAUCUUUAGGAAUUGUUUGAUGGACGACUUGGCAAGUACAACAGCUUUGGUUUUCAUGUAUGCAAAAUGCGGAGAGUUGGAACUUUCAAGGAGGGUGUUCAAUAUGAUGCCGAAAAAGGACACGGUUGCUUGGAACACAAUGAUCAUUGGAAACUCGAUGCAUGGGAAUGGAGGAGAAGCAUUGUUGCUAUACAGAAACAUGUUAGAAUCCGGGGUGAAGCCGAAUUCUGUUACAUACACUGGUGUUUUGUGUGGUUGUAGUCAUUCGCGGCUGGUUGAUGAAGGCAUCAAGGUUUUUGAUUCAAUGAGGGAUCACUUGGUAGAACCUGAUGCGGAUCAUUAUUCGUGUUUGGUUGAUGUACUUAGCCGUGCUGGUCGCGUAGAAGAGGCCUAUCAGUUUAUGCAGAGAAUGCCUAUGGAACCUCCUGCAGGUGCUUGGGGAGCAUUGCUUGGUGCCUGUAGAGUGCAUAGAAAUGUGGAGUUGGCAAAAAUCGCAGCAAACAGGCUGUUUGAGAUCGAACCAGAUAACCCUGGUAACUAUGUAUUGUUGUCCAACAUUUUUGUUACUGCCAAAAGAUGGGAAGAAGCUUCAGAAACUAGGAAGCUGAUGAGGGACAGAGGAGUCACAAAAACACCAGGUUGUUCUUGGGUUCAGUUGAGAAAUAGAGUCUACUCGUUUGUUGCUGGCGACAGGAGUAAUGAACAUAGUGAAAAGAUAUACAAGUUUUUGGAGGGAAUGGGUGAGAAGAUGAGAUUGGCAGGGUUUGUGCCCAACACGGAUUUUGUUCUGCAAGAUGUGGAUCAAGAAGAGAAAGUGGGGACUCUUUGCAACCAUAGUGAGAAGCUGGCUGUUGCUUUUGCGAUACUCAAUUUGAAUGGGGAGUCAACAAUUCGGGUUUUUAAGAAUUUGAGGAUAUGUGGAGAUUGCCAUAAUGCCAUCAAAUACAUGGCAAAGAUAGUUGGUGUGAGGAUUAUAGUUAGAGAUUCAUUGAGGUUUCACCACUUCGAUGAUGGAGAUUGUUCCUGUGGAGAUUUCUGGUGAUUUCCAGGAUAUAGGUCAAUGAAUGUGGUUACAUUAUGUAAGAUCAAUGUCAUCCAGAGCUAUAAGCACUGGAAUCCCUAGAUGGAUUAAAAUUACACCUGUAAAUGACAUAAUCCGCUAACAUAAAUAAUAACCGAAGUGGAUUAUUGUUAUGUUUGGAACUUUGGAUAGUAAAAUUCUAACAAGAUAAGCCUUUGUAA
This is a messenger RNA of Rosa rugosa (rugosa rose), 2515 nucleotides long. Its product is annotated as pentatricopeptide repeat-containing protein At1g20230-like. The coding region runs from base 258 to 2315 and encodes 685 amino acids. Gene Ontology annotation, molecular function: RNA binding; protein binding; zinc ion binding. The transcript has a single exon. Lineage: Eukaryota; Viridiplantae; Streptophyta; Magnoliopsida; Rosales; Rosaceae. The record is from RefSeq and is a predicted model, not a curated record. Gene Ontology annotation, biological process: RNA modification.